Molecule: messenger RNA, 651 nt
Organism: Maniola jurtina (meadow brown)
Lineage: Eukaryota; Metazoa; Arthropoda; Insecta; Lepidoptera; Nymphalidae
Product: early nodulin-75-like
Exons: 2
Coding region: 125-454 (109 amino acids)
Source: RefSeq, a predicted model, not a curated record
ACACCUGACCAUUAUCAGAAUCAAUACUGUUUUGAAUAUAGUGCAGUUAACAGCUAUCACCAGUUUUUAUUUUAUUUAAAUAAAUUAGAAAAUUUACUGUCAUAGUAAUAGCCAAACCUAAGUAAUGCCACCACCUCACGCUCUGCCAUGCGGCCCCUACUGUGGCAGCGGAAACUGUCAGCCACACUGUUACUUCCGUAACCAACCUCCCGCACCACCACAUCUGCAGCAAUGGAAGCCACCGCCGUACAGCAUUCCACCAUCAACGUACCCGGACCCGUACCCGCCUCAGCACCAUCCACCUCACUAUCCGCCACAUUAUCCUCCGCAUCAGCCUCCUCAUCACCCUCCGCAUCACCCUCCUCACCACCCUCCGCAUCACCCACCACAUCACCCUCCCCACCACCCCGGGCCACCCCACUACCCACCCAGUUUUGAUGCUAUGAAGAGAUAGAUUUUCCGUUCUUGGUUUAAAAACUUCUAAUAUUCUUUGUUAAAAUUAUUACAAUAGUUAUUUUGGCGUAUAAAAAUUAUGUAAUUUGUAAAACCACAUUGUAAUAAAAAAGAAAAUUAUUCUUCUGUAUAUAGGUACUGAUAUUGUUUACAUGUCUUUAAAAGAUCUGUGAUAUGAAAAUAAAAUGGUAUUUUAUU